GAUCAUAGAAACAAUCAGGGAUAAUUUCUGAAGCCUUUCAUAACAAGUCGAUUAUCGGUUUUUUUUUCGAAGCAUUGUGGUUUUAAGGUUUUAGUGUUGGCUUUGUUGGGAGCCGAAAUUUUGUGCUGUAGCAGACGAUGCUGUCAAGAUGAUAAUGGUGACAGGGAGCUUGGCAAAUCAGCGUUGCUCUUUUUAUGUCUUACUUUUAUCCAUUGCUUUUUUUAUUCAUAACUCCGGGGCAACAAAGAACUCAUUAAAUCAACAGUCUUCUCGUUGUGGUUUACAUGCAACUAUUGUUCGUCAAGUUGAACGUGAAGGAUUUCACAGAGAUCUUGGAUCUCUCGUGGAGCUUGUAGCACAAAAUCCGUUGGAAUGGCAAAACUGCACAGUAGCUCUUCAAGAAACAAUACCAAGUGGACUGUAUGUGAAUCAAGACCAGCUUUUGGACUUAGAACGUCAAGGCAUAUUAACAGCUUGCCCAGAAACAUUUGUUGAUGUGGAAGCUGCUCAGUGGCAGUCUGAAUCAUUCAAUGUUUUGGUGUAUUCCUCACUGCAAACUGCUCUCAACCUCUUGUAUGCCCACAUUCGCAUGCCUAUCCAUCUUAGAUAUCAUGCCCCCACUGAAACUGGAGGGUAUGCUGGAGUGUAUAUUCCACCACCAAAACUAUUUAUACGAUGCAGUAAUGAAAUUACUUGUGGAAAUAAGGAUAGCUAUUUUUCUGCACCAUGUGAUGGCUGUACUGGUUCAUCCUGCUCAUGGUUGCCGCUACAAUUCAACACUAACACCCCUCAACAAGGCUUAAGAGUUAUGGUUCCAGUAGGAAACAAGUCUCUCCUUCCUGUUGUAAAUGCUGUUACAUUCCUAGUAACUGGUGGAGGUUGUCUUUAUAUUUUAUCUAUUCUUGUAAGCACUUGGAAAUAAUGUUAUGCUGAUAAACAUAAUCCUUGAGCUGAUCUCAUAGCCCAAGGAGAACAGAAUUGUCACUAAAAGGUCACCGUGAGUUGCAGAUUUUAGUCACAUGAGGUCACAUGUGACCCGAAAUAAGCUCAUGAUGAGCUUUUCGUGACAAUUCUGUGCUCCUUCGGAGCAAGGUUGAAAAGGUAUGUUCAAAUCUGCUCAAUGUGUUUGUAUUGCUUUGUAGACUGAUUUAUUAAAUGUUGAAUCAUGGGAAAUGAGAUGGGUAGCAUAGCCUUUCAUUUACGACUGACUUAAUCUGCUUUUGCAGGAAAAUUAUAGUUGAUAGAAGAAAACUAAACAAAAUCUUCAUCAAUUACAGUUCAUUAUAUAAAUGGUGUUUGUUUAAGUCUCUCAAUCUAUGCUGUCCUCUCUUUGCAUUUGUUGUAUGCAUUUCUCAUCUAACAGGACUCAAAAAGUGACAUUUAAUAUUGUAAAUUUUAGUCCAGCUGUAGGUUGUAGCAUUUUGAUUUAAAUGUGUAUCACACAACUCAUCUUCAUCUUCAUGAAGAGGGAAUUCAACAUGACAUGCCUGUAUUUUUGGAUCGUUUUAACUAAAUUUGGGUCUAAAGUCGGUCACUUACAGUGAUUAUUUAAAACUGCAACAGUAAUUGAAAUGUUAAAUGUGUACCUCAGAUGUUGUUCAUUAGUUUUAAAAAAUUUCUUUUUAUAACAUUGUAAUUUAACAACCCAAAAUGUGUUUUGUAUAUGUGGUCGAGUUGGCCCCCUAAACCAUACAUUCCAGUUAAAUUUGUAACAAGCUGUACAGUUAAACGAAACCUCAGAUAAUUUUAUGACGUAUAGUUUUCUCAAAUGAUCACAGUGAUACUGUUUAUUUUAGUAGAUUUUUGAGAAUGUAUUUAUGAUUAUGAUAUCUAUGACUUGAAAGCUGCCCUGUGCCAUUUCCAAUUUUGUAGUUUAAUUGUGGUCUAAGAGAAAUUGAAGGUCACACUGUCAAAUAUAUUUAAGUUCCUAGAGUGAUAUGCUGGGAUGCAACAUAAAUUUCAAACAAAAAUCUGAUCAGAAGUAAUACCUCGUAUGCACUUCUUUGGCAAUAAAAAUGCAUCCUGUCUUACUUUAAAAAUUUGUUUUUGUUGUAAAUAAAAUGUUGGUUCGAUACACUCGGUUUCA
This is a messenger RNA of Thrips palmi, 2086 nucleotides long. RefSeq lists its product as uncharacterized. The record is from RefSeq and is a predicted model, not a curated record. The transcript is spliced from 5 exons. Gene Ontology annotation, cellular component: endoplasmic reticulum membrane. The coding region runs from base 149 to 922 and encodes 257 amino acids. NCBI's taxonomy places the organism in Eukaryota, Metazoa, Arthropoda, Insecta, Thysanoptera, Thripidae. Gene Ontology annotation, biological process: GPI anchor biosynthetic process.